Messenger RNA from Notechis scutatus (mainland tiger snake), 1401 nucleotides. Lineage: Eukaryota; Metazoa; Chordata; Lepidosauria; Squamata; Elapidae. The record is from RefSeq and is a predicted model, not a curated record.
AUGGCUGCCCCGUGCGAAGGCGGAGACUUGGAGGAUCCGGGAGGGUCACCGGCCAGCAUGGCAGCCGUCCCCCCUCCCACCAUCUACAAAAUCCGAGUGGCCACCGGCAACUAUCUCUUGGGUGGCACCAUGGACAACAUCUCCAUCUCCUUGGUGGGCACCCACGGCGAGACCCCCAAGUUCCAGCUGGAUAAAUUUGGCAAAGAUUUCUCUCCAGGAAAAGAAGGCCGAAUCUUCCUCAUCGACUGCCAGAUCCUGGAGGGCAUCCCGGCCACCACACUCAACGGGUCCCCCCAGUACGUCUCGGCUCCUCUCUGCCUCCUCCACCUCAACCCCUGGGGGGAGAUGAUGCCCGUUGCAAUUCAGUUGACUCAGCAGCCUGGACCAAGGAGCCCCAUUUUCCUCCCCACGGAUUCGGAGUGGGAAUGGGCGCUGGCCAAGUUUUGGGUUCGCAACAGCACACUCUACAUCCAUGAGCUCCUGGCCCACCUGCUUCAUACUCACCUGCUGGUGGAGGUCUUCCUGCUGGCCACCCUCCGGCAGCUUCCCAAGUGCCACCCAGUCCACAAGCUCUUAAUCCCACACUUUCGCUACACACUGCACAUCAACAUCCUUGGCCGGACGCACCUCCUGGCCCCCAACGGGAUGCUGGACAAGAUGAUAGGCACAGGUUUCCAGGGUCUGUCGCAACUGGUGGCCAGGGGUCUUUCUAAGCUGACCUACUCCAUGCUUUGCCUCCCUGACGACCUGCGGGACAGAGGAGUAGAUUCGUUGCCCAACUAUUACUACAAGGAGGACGGAUUGAAGCUCUGGAGUGCUAUAGAGAGUUUUGUGUCUGGAAUGAUCGGCCUUUACUAUCUGAGCGACGGAGCUGUGGAGAAAGAUAUGGAGCUACAGGCCUGGGUGGCUGAAAUCUUUGAGAAAUGUUUCCAUCAGCGGCAAUCCUCCGGUUUCCCCGCACAUCUUGGAACUGUGGCUGAGUUAACAAAGUAUCUGACCAUGAUAAUCUUCACCUGUUCAGCCCGCCAUGCCAGUGUCAACAAUAGCCAGUUUGAUUUCGGAGCCUGGAUGCCCAACUACCCUUCCACCAUGAGAAGGCCUCCUCCAGAAUCCAAGGGCGGCAUGACUUUUGCCGACAUCCUGGAAACCUUGCCAGAUGUCAGCACGAGCUGCCAGAUGUUGCUCAUCUUGUGGCUUCUCAGCCGAGAGCGAGGAGAUAAGAGAUCUCUGGGUUACUACCCUGACGAACAUUUCACUGAGGAAGGCCCAAAGAAGGUCAUCGCCACUUUCCAAAAACAUCUGGGCAAGAUCUCUCAGGAAAUCGAGGAGAGAAAUCGACGACUUCCGCUGCCGUACAAUUAUCUCAACCCUCCUGAAGUAGAGAACAGCAUCUCCAUCUAA